Messenger RNA from Ceraceosorus bombacis, 2855 nucleotides. The record is from the annotation of a GenBank genome assembly. Lineage: Eukaryota; Fungi; Basidiomycota; Exobasidiomycetes; Ceraceosorales; Ceraceosoraceae.
AUGGAAGAGCAAGAAACCGUCAGUGCAGAGCGCGGCGCCGAAACUAGUGCAGCCCAGGCGAGCGCCGGGAGUACUAAUGACGCUCAGGAGGAGCCAGUGUCAACACGCAUUGUGCAAGAUCGUGCCACUCAGGAUGCAUCAGGACCUGCUCAGAUCACCCUGCCCAAAGUCGGCAUCGAGGACUCAACACAGCCAAGUGCGCAGAUUGAUGGGGCUGUCGGACAAGAGCGAACAUCGAAUGGCCCGCAACACAGUCUAAAGAGGGCAGCGGAAGCGAGUGAAGGAUGGCAAGCUUCAGAUGGGAGCUCAGCGGAGGCUGCGAAGCGACCUCGGACAGAGACCAAUCUCCUCCUGCCAGCUGUGACGGAGGUGCAGAAAUGUCCUGCUGAUCGCCUUGCUGCUCAGCUUGACAACCAGUCCAUGCCCUCAUUAGCGUUGCCAGGUGGACGUUCUGAAAUCGAGGCCGACUUGCCAACGCCAGGGGCCGUAGCAGUUCAGGACAAGCCUCGCCCGAUCGUUAUUAAGCAAGAAGAGCGAAUACAAGAACAGGGCGACUCCGUGCUCCGAGCGAGCCAGGCUGCCUCUACCUCUAACCAACACGAGCUCUUGGAACUGGAGACAUCAAGCACUGCACGCCCCAGGACAGAAGCCGUUGCCGAGGAGAGCACGGCUUCUUCGAAUGCAAGUGCGGCUGGCCCGCAGGAUGUUGUGCAGGCACCGCGCUGGGCGGAUGACGAUGCCGGACGUGCGGAGAGCGUGCACGACAUUGCGGCGAGACAAGAAGAUCAUCGCGAAGAUAGAAAGAUUAUCGACGAGCAGCAAGGUCGUCCAAUUGUGGUCGCCCCGAACUCUACUCCCGACAGCCCGCCGACGGCGAAUGUCAAAGCAGGAACUCAGAACACGGAUUCUGCAGGCGAGACUUCAUCUGAACUCAUCGAAGCCCCACCGCGCACUUCCUUGUCCCCUUCUUCGAAGACGGAGAUUCCAGCAGACGCAGCCGCACGUCUCGCAGCAUUUCGCAAGAAGUGGAUUGAGCCCCAAGAUCCAGCUCCAACAACCUCAGUCUCUGCGUCGGAAGAGGGACUGGCGCGAAUGCUAGGCCUUCAAGCCCGCACUGCUCGACCUUUUGCUGGGCCGGCAGCUUCGUCUUCCUCAGGCUUGCCACAAAAACCACCUCUCGCCACUACAACGGCUGCGCUGCCCAUGAAGCCAGGCGUGGUCAUCAGACCUCCGAAGCCUCAACAAUACCCCUUCAAUCCACCUAGCCGCCAGAGACCUGGUCAGCACCGAAGUGCUUCGACAAGCAGCAGCAUCAGUGGAGGAGGCAACGCUCAAUCGCCGCCUGGUCCCCCUCCAAGACCUCCAGCGCGUGGUAGUGGGCCGCCAGGCCCUCCUCCGCCUCCCCCACCUACGCAUCCUGUGAAGGCGCCGGGACCACCGCCGACCCUAUCGCAAGGUCACAGGGCUGAUUACGUGCCGACAAGAUUCCCCACCGCCCUUCCGCCAGUACCUCCAAAUCCUGUUCGUCCGGUGACGAGACCGGAACCGCCCAACUCAGCUUUGCGAGUACCGCAGUGGGAGACGGUGAACACCUUAUCCAUGCUGCACCAGAAGGCAGGAAUGCAUGCAGCUCGUGCCGCUUUCUCGCCAGAGAAUGACUUACAAGGGCAUUCGGGAGCAUUGCACCAGGGAGAUAUGAACGACGCCAGGCAAGCUGUCAAGGACGCUCGCAGCUUGGCCGCGAAGGCGACUAUACGAUUGUGAGUAUUUUGCACAAUGGAAUCUAGACUGCCUAGGCCUGCCUGCUCGCCCUUGUACUGAUGAUCAUCUUGGCUUCUCCUUCCAGAGAUCCCACAGUAAAGCAUUCUUCGUGCUCGGCUUGUCAAACGCCCUUGCUCGCCGGUCUGACCGCGACGGUCCGAAUUCUGACAUCGGGACCCCACGGCCGCGUCAUCAAGACCGAAUGCAGUACUUGCGGGUACAGCUUUGAUAUUCCUGCCCCACCCCUUGGAGGCCAAGGAGAUUAUGCAAGCCACGAGGGUAGUAUGUACACUCAAAGACCGACCCGAGAGCACGAUUUCCCUGAAGGUUUGCGACGAGGUUGGGACAUACAAAAUCCAAAUCAGGAGCCUUCCAUGCCUGCGGCUCAAGCUUCGGGCCAGUAUACGAGAUUACUGAGUACCGGUCCUGGUUUGGCAAAUGGACAGGGUUCUAUCGGGCGUCCUUUACCAGCUCAAGAGCAGAAUUAUCCAAGUCAUGCGGGCACGAACCAUACUUAUUCGCCUUUCCAGUCGCCGGGUCAGCAACACACCGGAGACAUAUACCGCGAUAUACAUCGCCCUCAUCAACCAUUGCGAGAUCACCACAACCCACCUUCGUCUGCUCAGUCUCCCAUUCUGCCGCGCGAAAGCGCUGAAUACGACCCACACGCAGCCAUUCCGCUCACCUCAGACUCUGGACCGCACGCAUUCUACGGCCAGCCGCACACCACAGCGUACACGAGCCACGAAGUCAAUCCAAACCCAGCAAUGCAUCAAACUCAGCCAUGGCAUGGCUUGCAUAGUGGUCACGGCCACAGCGGGCCUCUUGCAUCUCCAGGAGCAAGCUCGUGGGGUUAUACGCAACCUUCCACGCCGAGCCUUGGUGCAGAUCGAAUCAACCCAGCCGACUUUUCUCACUCUGACCAAGUUCACGUGACUCCAUUUCCCGGUGGAUAUGCCGCGCCCUCGUCAACCUUCUCUCAACCUCAGCAGUACGCUAAGCAGACCAGCCACUCAACCCUCGCACAGCAAGCUCCCCCGAGGACUGUUCCCAAACGAUUUGAUUAUACAGCAUACACUCGACCCGAAAAAUAA